GCAAACGGGCCUACGGCUGCGGCAUCGAGCUCCAGGCCCAGCGACCACAUUUGCCGGCCUUGUGCCCUGCUCUACAGCCGCAGGGGAUGUCUCCGAGGCAGCAGCUGCCCAUACUGCCACGAGCACACACAUAGAAGUUCCCGUGGAGGAGAUGUACAGCAUCGUCCGCGAAAGACCUUGCGAAACAAGAUCAAAGGCAAAAUGCAGGAGCAGCUGAACGAGUUCGAUCGAUCCCCCGAAAGAGUUCAUGACGAAUGGCAAGUGCUGGUACAGCAUUGUCCAUACGCCUGGAAUUACUUGUCAGGCCUUCUUGAGCGUGCAGACACUGCAGCGGCGAUGGGCGCCACAGGAAACCAUGUGCCAGCUGCAGAUGAUGGCAGCACCGGAGGUCCCCUCUUCACCCAACUGGAAGACGUGCUUUCCGGUGCGGUGCAACUCCAGAACGACAUGAUCUUCUCUGUGUAA
This is a messenger RNA of Symbiodinium sp. CCMP2592, 465 nucleotides long. The record is from the annotation of a GenBank genome assembly. Lineage: Eukaryota; Dinophyceae; Suessiales; Symbiodiniaceae.